AUGACAUGUCAACGGAUUUCUGUCACUACUGAUACAUGGACAAGUAUCCAAAGAAUCAAGUGCAUGUGUCUUACGGGUCAUUUCAUUGAUACUGAGUGGAAGUUGCAUAAAAUGAUCUUGAACUUCUGUCCUAUUUAUAACCACAAGGGUAAAGCUAUUGCUAAGGGGGUGGAAGAAUGUUUGACUUCUUGGGGUGUGGAUGAAAAAUUAUUCACUAUUACUGUUGAUAAUGCAAGUUCUAAUGAUGUUGCAUGUUCUGAAUUAAGAAAAAUGAUGCAAAGUAAAUUGUCUUUUAUUGGUAAUGGUGAUUAUAUGCAUAUGAGAUGUGUUGCACACAUUAUUAACCUUAUAGUGUGGGAUGGGUUGAAGAAGAAUAAAAAAUCCAUCAAUAAGGUUAGAUAUGUUGUGAGGUUUGUUAAGAGUUCUCCACCUAGAUUGAAACUUUUUAAAGACAUAGCUGCAAGGUAUGCUCCAAACCAUUCUUCAUUGUCUUUAGAUAGUGGUGGUAUUGGAGAAGAUGAUUUGAGAAAUUCUGGAGCUCCUCUUGAGAGUGAUUGGAAGGUGGUUGAAGGGUUAGUAGUUUUCCUAAGAGAGUUUAAGGUUUUGACUGAUGUCGUCUCUGGUUCAUUGUAUGUAACAAGUAAUAAUACUUUUUUUCACACUGCUCGUGCUCUUGAUCAAUUGAAAAGGUGGAUGAAUAGUGAUGAUGGAGAUUUUAGACUUAUGGCCAUUACAAUGCAACAAAAGUUUGACAAAUAUUGGGGAGAUAUUGAAAAGAUGAAUGUGUUGAUCUAUAUGGGUACCAUACUUGAUCCCAAGGUGAAAUUUGUAGGCUUGAAACUUUCUUUUGCUCGUAUGUAUCCAUCAUCUAAAGAUGAAGAGUUAAGUCAAAUUGUGUAUUCGUAG
Chenopodium quinoa (quinoa) is the source of this 906-nucleotide messenger RNA. RefSeq names its product zinc finger BED domain-containing protein RICESLEEPER 2-like. Gene Ontology annotation, molecular function: DNA binding. The record is from RefSeq and is a predicted model, not a curated record. The coding region runs from base 1 to 906 and encodes 301 amino acids. The transcript is spliced from 2 exons. NCBI's taxonomy places the organism in Eukaryota, Viridiplantae, Streptophyta, Magnoliopsida, Caryophyllales, Amaranthaceae.